AUGAAUCCAGGAGCAGAUUCUUGCUGUGAAAGUGGCCAUCUCCCAAGCAGUUUGGGAGUGGAACUCGGAGGAGGAGGAGGGAAUGGGGGUAUCGAGGUGGACUGGUGCACCCUGGGUGAUCCAGCUACCCCAGAGGUGGUGCUCAACGAUCGGAUGAUGACGGAGGCAGCACCUCCAAUUAAACAGGAGCAUUCCUAUAGUCUUGGAGUAGGGACUCAUCAUCACCAUCAUCAUACACCCGAGAUUUUCAUCUCUGGCACGGAAGAUCGUCGUUUUCCUUCCAUCGAUGUUGAGUCCAUGGAUAUGGAAAGCGAAUGUUUUCCGACGAUCCCGAUGACGUCGAUGAAGGUAAAAGAGGAAGUGGGGACUGGAGAAGGGGAUGGGGAAGGGGAAUCGGAAUCCUUUAACUCCCCGUCUCCCUCACCAACUUGUACGCCCACUCAGGCUAGUCCCUUCUAUCACUCUCCACCCUCGCCCAAAAAGUUCCAGGGUACGAGUGUGCUGAAGAAUCAUCAUCAGCAACCACAACAGCCGCCGACGAUUGUCCUCACGACUAGUCGGGGCCGAAUGAGUCUCGGACACUCCAGUCUCAUCCUCCCACAGCUCAACAUCAAAGUGGAAAAUCCCGGUGAGAACCGCAUGUUAAGGUUACAGUAUGCCCCCGACCCCCCCGUCGUCGCAUACGAGCGACUCGGAAGGGAGUUUGAGUCCAAUCCAUCCACCUCCACCUUCCCCAUCACCAUCCCCCUCCUCGUCUUCCACGUCCACCUCUUCCUCUCAUCCCCAUUCCCAUUCUUCCCUCCGGUCGUCCUGUUCCUCGUCGUCGACCACACGACAGCCCAUCCAGACGUCCCUCAUCAGCCACCAACCGAAGAAUUCUUAUUUCUGGAAAAACAGAAAGGGGGUUCCGGAGUCUUGAUGUUGACGGAGGAAGAGAAGCGCACCUUGUUGGCCGAGGGGUACCCAAUUCCCACUCGGUUACCCCUGUCCAAGGCCGAGGAGAAGAGCCUGAAGAAAAUCCGACGCAAGAUCAAAAACAAGAUCUCAGCACAGGAGAGUCGUCGGAAGAAGAAAGAAUACAUGGAUGCACUGGAGAAACGAGUGGAAAGCCUGGCAUCAGAGAAUUUGGAUUAUCGUCACCGGAUGGAAUCUCUGGCCAGUGCGAAUGCCUCUCUCACGGAACAGCUUGAGGGCCUGCAGCAACUCCUGCAAGAUCUUCAAGACAAAGACAAGAUUACCAAGUCCACAGCCACCCAAACCUCCUUGUCAUCUUCCUCUACCUCCUGUUCCCUCUCUUCCAUCUCGAUAUCGUCUCCUUCCGCAUCUUCCUCCGCCUCCAUGCUCUCGGGAGUGAGGUUGAAUCCACCUUUGACGCGGAGGGCCUCGGCCAUGAAGGUCUCCACAUGAUUCCUUCUGUCUCCUCAUCAGUGCAGAUGACUAAGGACACAGAUUAGGAGAGAGCCUGUGGAUAUGUGUGCGUGUGGACUCAUUGAUGUGUGGAGUUGAGUGCUGAAUUUGAGAUGAGCACCGUUAUUCGUCGUGUUUGCUUGUGGUUUAUCAUCUGUCUCGCCUCGGGAUUUAGUCGUGCUAGUCUUCCUCAUCAGGACCUCUUUCCCUCCAUCUUUCUUCAUCAUCUUCUCACUCCUCACCUAUAAGUGAGUUUUUUUUCGAGAGGAGAGUACCUGGAUGGACCAAAAGCAGCAGAAGUUCGGUUGUGAUUCGUUCAUCCCCUCAGGAUUCCAUUGUGUAGAUUAAGAGAGGCAAAUAUAUGGGGAGAAAGAAGUCAGUGAGAGUGUGUGUUCGUCGGAGACAAGUGGAGACAAGAUUUUUUCUCCACGCUUUUCCUGCCAAAGACAAGCUCAUUCCUUCCUUUUCUGUCAAUCUCUUGCUUCCAUUCCAUUGCAUUCCUUGGGUGACACGCUCGAUUCUGACUGACAUUCCGUUCACUGUUUCGGGAACCGCGAUCGUCAGAUUUGUGCCAAUUUUCUGUUUGCUCCAGACCUUUUGCCUUCUUGUCCAUGAACAAUUGAGGGAAUUACGGGAUGGGAUUGCACAAAAAUCGGUUGCCUUCUCCUUGCACGACCGCCUUUGCCAUGGAGAUAUAAAUUAAGAAAUUAUGGAUAUUAUGACUAAUAAUAUCAGAAAUUAUGAUAUUAUUGUUGAAAAUUAUCAAGAUAUAUUUAUAACUCUGAUCUCUAUUUUUGUGGUGUAUAUAUUACAUGUUUGUGUCUCUGGUACCCAAGGGAUGAAGGCACUGCGGCUCAGAGAGGACAGGCUAUUAUGAAGUGUUUGAUCGUGUGUUUAGUAUUUCUUCCUUCCUUUCAACUCUUGUUUUGUUUUUGCGGUUGCAGUGAUUUGAAAUAUGGAGUACAAAUCCUCUCCCAUUCUUUGUUGAACUCUCAGUGGAGGGCCGUCCCUUCCCUUUCGCCUUCCCAGUCUCAAAUUUGAGCAGAUUUGAUGGAAUCUUAGGAAUAGAGCUUUGUUAAGAUGCCCAUGAAAGAGCACGCAAGCGUCCCAGAUAGAUUUCACCUAGUUCUGUUGUGACGUACCCCCUUCGAUCGUGUGUCCUUGGAUGUGCCUGGAACACUUGUUGCUCUGCCUCUGCUCGUCUCCUUUCUGCCUUGUCCAGGUCCUGUGCUUUUUUGCUUGCUUGCAGUUCUGCUUUCCCCAGUUACCUGUAAAAAAUUAUACCAGAGGUUUGUGGUUGAAGAUCGUCGAUGAAAUAAAGACUUUUCCGAGUGUUGUGG
This is a messenger RNA of Darwinula stevensoni, 2747 nucleotides long. The record is from the annotation of a GenBank genome assembly. Lineage: Eukaryota; Metazoa; Arthropoda; Ostracoda; Podocopida; Darwinulidae.